AUGAAUAUCUCCCAGAUGACCAUGAAAGAUUUAAAAAUGCUAAUUCAGGAAAGUAUGCCACAGGCAGUAGCUCAGACGGUGAGAGCAACAAUUGAGGAAGUUUUACCUGCGCUUAUUAAGAAGGAAAUAGAACCAAUACAGAAUAUAACUGAGCAAAUUAAAUUGGAGACUGAAGAAAUUAAAAAGCAACUGAUAGAGAACAAACAAGAAAUAUCACAAAUGAAAGUCAAUAAUGAGAAAAUAAAAGGGAAAGUAAGUGAUUUAGAUUUUGAAGUACAAGUACUGAAAAGUAAAAAUGAACAAAUAGAAGAAACACUGAUUAAUUUAGAGAUGGACAAGGCAGCUUUAAUAAUUAGGUGCCAAAAUAUUCCAGAAAGUGUGGAGAAAAUUUUGAAGGGUCUGACUCCUGCUUCCAAGAUGAACAGAUCUGUGCACCAGCUGAACUCUUCUGGCAGCAGUGAAAGUAACAGUUGGCACCUAGUGCCUAUCAUCAUUCCCUUAGUGUAUUCAUUGAUUUUCUUCGUUGGCACAGUGGGCAACUCUCUGGUGCUGGCAGUGCUGCUGAGAAACAGGCAAGUCACCAAUACCACCAAUCUCUUCAUCCUCAAUCUGGGAGUGGCCGACUUGUGCUUUAUUGUCUUCUGUGUGCCCUUCCAGGCCACCAUCUACACCCUGGAUGACUGGAUCUUCGGGCCCUACAUGUGCAAAGUCGUGCAUUUCUUCAUCUAUUUGACCAUGUAUGCCAGCAGCUUUACCCUCACAACUGUAUCCCUGGACAGGUACUUGGCAAUAAGGUACCCGUUGCAUUCAAGAGAACUAAGAACACCCAGGAAUGCUCUCAUAGCCAUUUGUCUCAUUUGGGGUCUUUCGUUCAUCUUCUCUGGACCAUAUCUCAGUUACUACCAGGAAUUCCAGAUAGCCAAUGUUACUGUCUGCCAUCCCAUUUGGAAAAUCUCUAAGCGCAAAGUCAUGGACCUCUGCACUUUUGCCUUUAGCUAUGUCAUCCCAGUGUUAAUUUUGAGCCUCACCUAUGUGAGGACCAUCCGUUAUCUCUGGACUUCUGUGGAUCCCAUUGAAGACAUGUCUGAUUCUAAGAAGGCCAAGCACAAGGUCACCCGAAUGAUCAUCAUCGUGGCUGUUCUCUUCUGCAUUUGCUGGCUGCCCCAUCACCUGGUUAUCCUCUGUUUUUGGUUUGGCUAUUUCCCACUGAACAAUUCCACCUAUGCACUUAGGAUUCUCUCCCACCUGAUUUCAUAUGCCAACUCCUGUGUCAACCCCAUUGUCUAUGCUUUGGUAUCCAAGCACUUUCGAAAGGGAUUCAAGAAGAUCUUCAGCUGCCUCUUGCACAAGAGAGUAGUCAAUAAAGUCCAUGUGGCACAGGUGACCCACACUGUUAGUACCUUGGAAGCAGAUCUGACUGAGGUGACCCAUGUUAGUGAUCCCACACAUGCCAGGGCGUCUUCCUUCUGUCAAUUUCCUGUCCAGACAUGGAGAGAGACAGAGCAUCCGAGACAACAAAAGAAAUCUGCCAAUUCUUUCAUCACCUUCAAUGUCACUUAG
Molecule: messenger RNA, 1560 nt
Organism: Gekko japonicus
Lineage: Eukaryota; Metazoa; Chordata; Lepidosauria; Squamata; Gekkonidae
Gene: GALR2
Product: galanin receptor 2
Exons: 3
Coding region: 1-1560 (519 amino acids)
Biological process (GO): G protein-coupled receptor signaling pathway
Cellular component (GO): membrane
Molecular function (GO): G protein-coupled receptor activity
Source: RefSeq, a predicted model, not a curated record